This is a messenger RNA of Vespa mandarinia (Asian giant hornet), 2318 nucleotides long. RefSeq names its product vascular endothelial growth factor receptor 2. Gene Ontology annotation, biological process: cell surface receptor protein tyrosine kinase signaling pathway; multicellular organism development; protein phosphorylation. Gene Ontology annotation, molecular function: transmembrane receptor protein tyrosine kinase activity; ATP binding. Gene Ontology annotation, cellular component: signaling receptor complex; plasma membrane. NCBI's taxonomy places the organism in Eukaryota, Metazoa, Arthropoda, Insecta, Hymenoptera, Vespidae. The record is from RefSeq and is a predicted model, not a curated record.
AUUUCAUUAUUUGUUUUAUUGACAACAAAUGCUAUCUCAAACUUCAUUUUUUUUACAAUUUAUUGUGACUUUUCUUAUUUUUAAUAUUAACAUAGUAUGGGCAUCAAAUAUUGAUAAAUUUGUUGGCAAUGUGAAAAACAUCACAGUAUAUACUUUAAAAGAUGAAAACUAUUUAAAUGAUAAUGACAUAUAUAAAUCUUUAAAAUUAAAUAUAUCUUGGUUAUCACCAAAUGGGAAUAAGCAACCUUCCUCAUACAGUGUCAUAGUAACAAGCAUAUCAAGUGAAAAAUCAAAUCUUGCAAUUUGUCCAGAAGGAACACUGUAUUAUAGAACACAAAAUAACAGUCAACUUAAUGUUUUACUACCACAAAAUAAGUUAUCAAUUGAUGUACCAGAGAUGUAUAUUCAUCCAAGCUGCUCAUACAAGAUAGAAGUUUAUGCUAAUCCAAGAACAAAGCCAACGGGAACGGCACAAGAGAUAAUUUAUAGAGUUCCAGAAUGUAUAGAUAAUAAAUGCACUUGUACAAAUAAAAAAUCUGUAUUACCAAUCCCUCGUGUAAAUGUGACUGUUAAGACAUGUCAUGUCUUAAUUACAUGGAGUAUAGAAACUAAUGAUAGUUAUGUACAUUCCUACAGAAUUUGUAUAGGAGUACCUCUUUUAAUAUCAAAAGCAGGAUUUCCUGUAUAUAAUAUUUCACAAAUAGGUAUUACCAAAGCAAAAACUAAUAUUUUUUUAUGGAAUCUACAUAAUGGUUAUCAGUGUAAUGAAUUACAAGAUAAUUACAAAGUAUUUGUAACUGCAACAGAUGAUCAUGGUUGUUUAGGUAAUGAUGGAACAUUUAUCAUCAAUUUGAUGGAUCAGAAUUCAUCAUUGCAAAGUUAUUUUAUUGUGUUAGUGCCUGUUACCAUUAUCUCCAUAAUAUUCAGUUUGCUUAGUUUUAUUUUUUUUAAAAAGAAGAAACGAAAAUUCAUUUGGAGAGAAGGACAUACAUCACGAAUACAGGCAAUAGAUUCUAUUUCUAAGUGUAAAUCAAAUUGGGCGAAUUCUAUUCUUCGAAAACAUAAUAUUCUAUAUACUCAAUGCAAUGCCGAGGUUAUACCAUGUAAACAUGAAACAAAUGAAUUUGAAAUCCCAUAUAAUUCUUUAAAACUGACUUCUGAAUUGGGUGAAGGCCAAUUUAGUAAAGUUUAUCUUGGAUAUAUAAAUAACGAUGCAACACCAGUAGCAGUUAAGAUGUCAAGGCUAUCAAAUGAAUUAAAUAAAUUAGAUAUAUACCGAGAAUUUAUGGAGGAGAUUGAAAUAAUGAUAAAAGCAGGACAACACCCACAUUUAGUUAAUCUUAUGGGUUAUUCCAUUGUGCCAAAUAAAUCUAUAUGUAUAAUUUUAGAAUAUCUGGAAGGUGGUAAUUUAUUGGGAUAUUUGCAUUCAAUAAGAGAUAAAAAAGCUGAAUGUGGAUACAUAAAAAAUAUUUUUAAUAGAUAUGGAUUUAGAUUUGGUUCUUCAGAAACAUUAUAUACAACAAUAAAUAGUAUAUCUUCAACACAUUCAAAAAAUGACAAAUUGAAAUUACCUAGUUUAAGAUAUAUUAAUUUAGAGUCUUCUAAAAAAGAAGAAAAUGCAUUAAAUGCGCAGGCUGAAGUUGAAAGAAAUCAAUUUAUACAAUUUGCUCUUGACAUUGCAAAAGGAAUGGAACAUUUGGAAUCUAAAAGUAUUAUUCAUAGAGAUCUUGCUGCAAGGAAUAUUUUACUUACUUCAGAUCUAUCUUUAAAGAUAUCUGAUUUUGGACUUUCUCGAAAUGGAAUCUAUACUAUAAAUGAUAAGUCAAACAAAGUACGUCAACUUCCAGUACGCUGGAUGUCUCCAGAAACUUUACAAGAUCGUAUAUUUUCUUCUAAGAGCGAUGUAUGGUCAUUUGCUGUAGUAUUAUGGGAGAUUGGUACUUUUGGAGCAUUUCCAUAUUCACAUGUACCAGAUGACAAGUUAUUAGAACAUAUAAUCAUUGAAAAACAAUGCUUAAGUCAGCCAAAGAAUGUUCCUUGCGAUAUUUAUAAAAUAAUGCAAUAUUGUUGGGCAUUUCAACCAGAGAAUAGACCUACUUUUGCACAACUUGUAUUGGAUUUACAAGCUUUAAUAGGAUUUUUACCUUUACAAAGCGGAAAAAAUAAUCCUUGUUACACAUUACUGUCCUAUCCUUAAAAUAUGUAAUAGAGCAAAACGAAAGUUGCAACUAUCAGUAAUGGAAACAUAAAUGAAAAUUGUACCUAUGUUUUGAUAUUAAACAAUAGAUAUUUAAAUAAAACUAACUGUCAUAUUUUUA